GUUUCUCACAGAAUCACCAGUUCAAAUUACAGAAUUGGAGGGAAACCAACCCAUUCCCGUUUCUCCCAAAUCUCUGCGUCUCUGAUUCCGAUUUUCCCACUUCCGAAUCAAACCCUAACACCGGUCCGCAAACUCCAUGGCGGAAACCCUAAGCCCCAACCCAUUGGUGGGUCAGAAGCAGAGGUUCCGCAUUCAGUCCCCCACCAGCACCUUCUUCUUGGGCUCCAACAACGACCAGCUCGAGCGGGCCGAGGCCCGCGCGGCCCGCGCAGCCGCCAUCCGCCGCAAGAGCCUCGGCUUCAGCCAACCUCUUCUGGCCAACUCGGAUCCCUGCCUCAACAAACAGCAAAUCCUCGAUUUGUUCCAAAACUGCAUCAAACUCGCCAGCGAGAACAAAAUUAAUCAGAAAAAUACAUGGGAGUUGAACCUGAUCGAUCACCUUACUGAUAUCAUCAAGGCCGAACAAGAAGAUGACUCGGAGACUAAUUUUCAAAAAGCAAGCUGCACUCUUGAGGCUGGAGUCAAAAUUUAUUCAUUAAGAGUAGAUUCAGUGCAUUCUGAGGCAUAUAAAGUUCUUGGUGGGAUGAAUCGAGCAGGCCAAGAAGCUGAGCAAGACACUAGCCUGGAUGGUGUUAAUAUCGAAAGUGGAGGAGAAGAAAGCAGGAAAGAAACAAGCAAAAAGUUGUCACCUUUGUCAACAUUGGAAUCAUCUUUCGAAGCACUUAAUGUAAAGAAGUUUGAUGCUGCAUUUGUCGUGGAUCCUCUCUAUCGCCAGACAACAGCAAAAUUUGAUGAAGGUGGAGCCAAGGGUCUUUUAAUGAAUAAUCUUGGUGUAUACGGUGGAUGUAGGGUGCUCUUUGAUUCACUAGAAGUGCCUGCGAAGUGUAUGGCAAAACAAAAUCAAUCUGAUAUUUCAGAUACUAUUGAUCUUUCUUUUGUCAAAGAUUGUAUCGAGCAGAUGGUGUUGGACAUGCGUGUGAAGGAUGAAAUUUCUCCAACUCUGACGACUAUAGUAAACUUAUUUGAUGAGAGUAACAGAAGGCCCACUGAUGUUCAACAUCACGACAAUAAUUUAGCUGAAGAUCUUGACACUUCUUUUAAUAAUGAAAGUGGUUUUGACAGAGAAGAAUAUGAGAACAGCAAUGCCUGGAGUGACGAUCACGAUGACCAUACGGUUGUUGCCGAUGUAGGCUAUAAUGAUGAUGCAGAUCCAAGUUUUCCCAAUUACCCUCAGGACAGCGAUGGGCCAUUUCCCUCCCCAGACGCUGAUAUGGAUGACAGAUUUGACAGUGUUGACGGAUAUUUGUUUUUGAGUCUGGGUUUUAAUUCAAAGCAAAACGCAUGGGCAGGUCCAGAUCAUUGGAAGUAUCGAAAAUCCAAAGCCUCAGAGGUUCAUCCUACUUCCGAAGAUGGGUCGACCCUAAUAAGUAGGCAGCCAAAGAGUAAGAGACAGGCAGAAGUUGAAUUAAAUUUCACAAAUUCUCUUGAGAAGGAAAUGCUAGAUAUAUUUUCUUCUCCCAAGAAUCCCAAAUCGUUACUACUCCCCGAAAGCAAAUUGCCUUGCAAUACAAAACUUCCCGAGGACUGCCACUAUCAGCCAGAGGAUCUUGUCAAGCUGUUCCUUCUGUCUAAUGUGAAGUGUCUCGGGAGGAGGGCAAACAGGUUCCCAGACGGAGCUAGAGAACAAUCCAAUGAAUAUGAAUCAUUCCAUACUUGGGACAAUGGAAGUGUUGGUGGGGAUGACUUUGGUGACUACGGAGGUGAUCUUCAUAGUGAUGUGGAGGACUCCAACACUCUUAUUAGUCAGCCUCGCCAGGUCAAUAAAAUUGAAGUCCAGUAUGACAAGACUUCCAAACAAGUUGAUGUUCAUGCACUAAAAAUUACUAUUUGGGACCAUGUUCAAGAAUCUGUUAAACUUCCUUCACAGGGUCAAAAAGAUACCCUAUCUUUCAGGAGUAUAUUGGCCAACUUUCCUAGCGAAUGCAAUGCUGCCGCAACCGUUAGUGACAUAUCUCCUCACUUGUGCUUCAUAUGUCUAUUGCAUUUGGCAAACGAGAAAGGAUUGAGCAUUCAAAACUGCUCCAACUUAGAUGAUCUUACCAUAUUCCUUCCACACGUUGCUGACUCUAUAAGGGGCACAGUUUAGAUUCUCCUUCACUCAAUUAUUCGCUCAGGAAUCAAAAAAUGUUUUGAUGGGGACUUUGUUAACGGUGUGAAACAUGUCCAAGAAAGCAUAGAAGUGAGUAACAGGUUGUUGAGUCUGGUUGGAGGUUAUGGAGGUUUAACACUCGUUAAGAAGAUUUCAGAUCUUUCAUGAUAUCUUUGUCUUUGCCUAGAUGAAAGUAUUCAAGGCUCUUAUUUUAUGUCAACUCCAGCCCGUUUCAUGUGUGACUAAUGCUAGCGUUGUAUAAAUAAAGUCAAAGAUUGGUUGAUGACUUGCUGAUUAUUGAAUUACACUUCCCUCUCCCCUCAUUUUCUAUU
Molecule: messenger RNA, 2481 nt
Organism: Vigna angularis (adzuki bean)
Lineage: Eukaryota; Viridiplantae; Streptophyta; Magnoliopsida; Fabales; Fabaceae
Product: condensin complex subunit 2
Exons: 14
Coding region: 137-2146 (669 amino acids)
Biological process (GO): mitotic chromosome condensation
Cellular component (GO): condensin complex
Molecular function (GO): chromatin binding
Source: RefSeq, a predicted model, not a curated record